CUCGGCUGAAGCCACUCCAGAGAGAGCCAGGCCACCAGAAAAUUCACCUGCCUGUGCUGCCUGUUGGCCAUGAGUGACCUCUCUUCUCUGACAGGAGACGGGACCUUGAGGCCCCAAGUAAAUGAAAGUCACCAGAGCUCCCUAGAGGAAGGUCCUACGGUGGCCUCCAGGACUCGCCACAGCCUAAAUGUCCUGCAUGUCUCCUAUAGUGUCAGCUAUCAUGUCGGGCCUUGGUGGAACAUUGGAUCUCGCUGGCAGCAGUGGAACAGGCAGAUCCUCAAAGACGUCUCCUUUUUCGUGGAGAGUGGGGAGAUCAUGUGCAUCUUAGGGAGCUCAGGUUCAGGGAAAACCACGCUGUUGGAUGCCAUAUCCGGGAGGCUCCGGCGCACCGGCACCCUCCUCGGGGAGGUGUCUGUCAACGGCAGGAGGCUGCGCCGGAGCCAGUUCCAGGACUGCUUCUCCUACGUCAUGCAGAGCGACAUCUUCCUGAGCAACCUCACCGUGCGCGAGACGCUGCGCUACACGGCGAUGCUGGCCACGCGCCGCAGCUCCGAAGACUUCUUCCGGAAGAAGGUGGAGGCCAUCAUGGCAGAGCUGCAGCUGAGCCACGUGGCAGACCAAGUGAUUGGCAGCUAUAACUUUGGGGGCAUUUCCAGUGGUGAGCGGCGCCGGGUCUCCAUUGCAGUCCAGCUCCUCCAGGACCCCAAGAUCAUGAUGUUUGAUGAGCCGACCACAGGCCUGGACUCCAUGACUGCGAAUCAGAUCAUCUCCCUUCUGGUGGAGUUGGCUCACAGGGGCCGAAUCGUGAUCCUCACCAUCCACCAGCCCCGCUCUGAAUUCUUCCAGUACUUUGACAAAAUUGCUAUCCUGACCUUCGGAGAGUUGGUUUUCUGUGGUACCCCAGUGGAGAUGCUGGAUUUCUUCAAUGGCUGUGGUUACCCUUGUCCUGACCAUUCCAACCCCUUUGACUUCUAUAUGGACCUGACAUCAGUGGAUUCUCAAAGCAAAGAACGAGAAAUAGAAACCUACAAGCGAGUCCAAAUGCUUGAAUCCGCCUACAAAAAAUCAGCAAUCUGUCACAGAAUUUUGGAGAAUAUUGACAGAACAAAACACCUGAAAACCUUACCAAUGAUUCCCUUCAAAACCAAAGAUCUUCCUGGAACUGUCUGUAAACUGGGUAUCCUCUUGAGGAGAGUGACAAGAAACUUAUUGAGAAAUAAGCAAGCAGUGAUUAUGCGUCUCCUUCAGAAUCUGAUCAUGGGUUUGUUCAUCAUAUUCUUCAUCCUGCGGGUCCAGAACAAUAUCCUAACGGGUGCUAUCCAGGACCGUGUGGGUCUCCUGUACCAGUUUGUGGGCGCCACCCCAUACACAGGCAUGCUCAACGCUGUGACUCUGUUUCCUGUGCUUCGAGCUGUCAGUGACCGGGAGAGUCUGGAUGGCCUGUAUGAGAAGUGGCAGAUACUACUGGCCUACGUGGUGCACAUCCUCCCCUUCAGCAUCAUCGCCACUGUGCUUUUCAGCAGUGUCAGCUACUGGACUCUGGGCUUAUAUCCUGAGGCUGACCGAUUUGCAUAUUUCUCUGCUGCUCUCUUGGCCCCCCACUUAAUCGGUGAAUGUUUAACUCUUGUGCUACUUGGUAUGAUCCAAAACCCAAAUAUUGUUAACAGUAUAGUGGCUGUGAUGAGCUUUGCUGGGUUGCUGGUUGGAUCUGGCUUGGUCAGAAACAUACAAGAAACGAACCAAGCUUUUCAAAUCUACAGUUAUUUUGCAUUCCAAAAAUAUUGCUGUGAGAUUCUUGUAGUCAAUGAGUUCUAUGGACUGAAUUUCACUUGUGGCAGCUCAAAUAACUCUGUGAUAAAUAAUCCACUGUGCUUCACCACUCAAGGAAUUCAGUUCAUUGAGAAAACCUGCCCAGGUGCAACAUCCAGAUUCACAACAAACUUUCUGAUGUUAUAUGCAUAUAUCCCAGUUCUGGUCAUCCUAGGAAUAGUUGUUUUUAAAAUGAGGGACCAUCUUAUCAGCAGAUAGUGCAGAACACUGCUGGGAGAUGAAACUUCAGCUGUCAGACGUGGAUGACUGUUUGAAGUAAAAACGGCAUGGAUUUCUUUCUUGAUGGGACAUUGUAAAUCUUUUCACCACUAAGACUUCAUUUGUGCUCCUCAGAUCCACACAGGCCUUGAGUGCAAUGGAAAUGGGUCACUGCCCCUUGUUAUUCCAACCUGUUGGGAUGUGUGCUAUUUGAAAAUUGUGACUGAGCUGGUCCAAGAAUGUAAAUAAUAAGAAUCCAUAAGCCUA
Molecule: messenger RNA, 2295 nt
Organism: Heterocephalus glaber (naked mole-rat)
Lineage: Eukaryota; Metazoa; Chordata; Mammalia; Rodentia; Bathyergidae
Gene: Abcg5
Product: ATP binding cassette subfamily G member 5
Biological process (GO): cholesterol efflux; cholesterol homeostasis; transmembrane transport
Cellular component (GO): plasma membrane; apical plasma membrane; ATP-binding cassette (ABC) transporter complex
Molecular function (GO): ABC-type transporter activity; ATP binding; ATP hydrolysis activity
Source: RefSeq, a predicted model, not a curated record